Messenger RNA from Cygnus atratus (black swan), 357 nucleotides. RefSeq names its product TAL bHLH transcription factor 2 (gene TAL2). Gene Ontology annotation, biological process: regulation of transcription by RNA polymerase II. The record is from RefSeq and is a predicted model, not a curated record. The coding region runs from base 1 to 357 and encodes 118 amino acids. The transcript has a single exon. NCBI's taxonomy places the organism in Eukaryota, Metazoa, Chordata, Aves, Anseriformes, Anatidae. Gene Ontology annotation, molecular function: DNA-binding transcription factor activity, RNA polymerase II-specific; RNA polymerase II cis-regulatory region sequence-specific DNA binding; protein dimerization activity.
AUGACAAGGAAGAUCUUCACCAACACCAGGGAGCGAUGGAGGCAGCAAAAUGUCAACAGCGCCUUUGCCAAGCUGAGGAAACUCAUUCCCACCCACCCGCCUGACAAAAAACUGAGCAAGAACGAGACGCUGCGGUUAGCCAUGAGGUACAUCAACUUCCUCGUCAAGGUCCUGGGGGAGCCCGGCCUGCAGCAGACAGCAGCGGCAGCACGAGGCAGCCUCCUGGGCUUCUUCCAGCAAGCCCCACGCCUGCAGAGCAUGGAGGAGCUGGGUCUGAUUGAAAACUGUGGCGUCUCCUCUACUGGCGUAAGCGGCAAUAUUGCAGAGUGCUGCUGGUCAGAGACUUCGUCUCCUUAG